This is a messenger RNA of Panicum virgatum (switchgrass), 4127 nucleotides long. RefSeq lists its product as uncharacterized. Lineage: Eukaryota; Viridiplantae; Streptophyta; Magnoliopsida; Poales; Poaceae. The record is from RefSeq and is a predicted model, not a curated record. Bases 1006 to 2271 code for a protein of 421 amino acids. The transcript has 4 exons. Gene Ontology annotation, molecular function: nucleic acid binding; zinc ion binding.
UUCUGAAUCCUUAUUAACUUAUUAUUUAAUAUGUAAUGAGUCACAGGCAAAUUCUUAGUUAAUUUUAUGAUCUGGUGUAGUCAGACAUUUUAACGACUCAUCGACAUAUCAUACUUUUUAACCUAAUGAUGUGCAGUGUCACUGACACUAGCAGCAUCUAGUGUUAAGGUGUAGUGGUGUACUAAUUUUGAACACAGAUAUUCAUUUCUUUUUUCUUUUUUUGGAGAAACAAGUGUACUGAAGCAGCAUCUGGAAAAGAAUGCGAGUAUCAAAUUGAAAAUAUAAAGACUUAAUCGAGCUGAACCAAAUGGGGGGCAUCGAAGACUUGUAUUCUUGUAAUGGUUCAUUUGGUUGUGGAUUGUAUCCAAAAUAUCGCAGAUAUUUACUAGCAUAUGGAGCUAUUUCUUCUGUGCUUUCCAAGUACUGUGUGUUACAAGUCCAGCAAGAUCACCAGUUCAAUCCGUAUUGUUCAUUACAAAUGGAUACCGAUUUGUAACAGAUAUUUGAUUAGUUGGGAAUGUGUGGCACUAUUUUUGUAACCUAUUUGCAUAGGACCCUACAAUUUUUUUGGAUUUUAUUCAGUUUUUUUUCCAGUUUUACAUAAAAAAUGGGUUCAAGAUGCUAUUUUCCCAUUUUCAAUUGCUUCUGCUCAAACAGAAGUAGGCUUGAGACUACUAUUUUUCUGUGAUGUUAGUGUUUCCAUUGUUCAGAAAAAGGAGGGUAGUGGGAUUAUAGCUACCUCAAUUAUUGUUUAAAACAUGCUCACUAGCAAGGAUGCAAUUAGUUUUUUAAUUGGGCUUGUCAAUUGAACAGAGCCAUCAGUCAGCCAGCUAGCCACUAAGUCAUCUGUUUAAUAUUACUUGUUUUCUUAGCUCUUUGCCUCUUUUCUUAUUUUUCAUUUUCAGCAUACUCUGACAUUUUGCCUAAUCCUUUCCAUAUACAGAAUCAGAGCAUGAUAUAAGCAAUGUCGAAUGCAGGCCAGAGACAACUUAAGAGCUUAGUCUGAUGUCGUCGCAUCGAUCCCCAAUUUCCCGACGUGGUGUGGGGCGGCUACACAGCACCGGAUCUCCGACGAAAGCGCUGGAUUUGUCAUGGGUUCAAGAUGGGAUGGACCGCAACACGGCUUGUAGAUUUGCCAUCCGCAUCCCUAGCUAUCAGGAGCAUGGUACACAUGUGAUUCAUGCCACCUGCAAUAAGAACUGGGUUCGUGAUAAGGAUACAAUUUCAUGGAUGGAUUUCUAUACUGACUUAGAUGCUGAGAUAAAGCGAAGCAGUGCCCAAACUUUAUCGGUGAGCUUUUGGGACAAGGUUGCAUGUGAGUAUAGCGACAUUGAUUCUGAUUCCUCAUUGCUUGCUGCAAUUGAUAUGUAUGGGGACAUUAGACGGCUUCCUGUGGUAGUUUCAGUCAUUAACCAGCCCAAUCAUAAUAGCAGUUUAUGUAGUGAAGUUGAUAUUGUUGAUAUGAAAUCAAAUCAGCUUUUGAUAUGCAGCACUGAAAUCAAAUCAGAUCUAGUUGACAGUGCACCUGAUCUUGUUACUAAUGAGACUAAUUAUCCUGAUUUUCGUACCAAUGAUCCUUGGGGUGAAAAUGAUGAAAUAGAGUACGUUGGAGUAGAUGAUGAGCCUGUUGAGCCUGCUGAACCUGCUUCUAACAUUGGCUUUGAUUACAUUCCUGACACUGAUGAAGAAGAUAAUGAUGACUGUGCUAUUGAUGAUGAGGAAAGUUGUGAUGUGGUUGAGCAUAUAACUGACUUAGAAAACCCCAAGAUUGCUGUUGGGGUGACAUUUGAAGAUAGAGACACUUUCAUGAGAGCUAUUAGACAGUAUGCUAUUCUGAAUGAGGUUGAAAUUGUAGCUCGUUAUAAUGAAGCAAGGAGGUAUAGAGGAUAUUGUAAAGUCAAGAAGUGCAAGUGGAGAAUACAUGUAUCACAACUGCAGGAUGAAAGGACAUGGCAGAUUAAGAAGAUGCCUAACAAGCAUUAUUGCAAGAGCACUAGUAAAGUACAGAACAAUUGCAUGGCUAAUCAAUUCUGGGUUAGGGAUAGAGUAAUCCAAUGGUUGAGACAAGAUCCCACAAUUGGAGCUUCUGCUUUGAAGAACAAGUUGGAGGAGAAGUACUUGAUCAAGUUGUCAUACUGGAUUGUCUACAAUGGCAGGGGGUUAGCACUUGAUGAGGUCUUGGGCAAAUGGGAGGAUAGUUUUGACUAUGCUUUUGCAUUCAAGGCAGAGAUAGAGAAAGGCCCCUGGCAGCAUAGUAGAGAUAGAUUGUGAAAAGGUUGGGUCCAAGAUGAGAUUUAGUAAGAUGUUUGUUGCUUUGAGGACAUGUAUUGAUGGAUUCAAAAAUGGGUGCAGACCAUAUUUGGGCAUUGACUCCACUGCUCUUACUGGAAGGUGGAAGGGGCAGCUAGCUGCAGCUAUAGGCAUUGAUGGACAUAACUGGAUGUUUCCCGUGGCAUAUGGUGUAUUUAGAUCAGAGACACAAGAUAAUUGGGGCUGGUUCAUGAACAAGCUUGCAAUGGCAAUUGGAUCUCCACCUGGACUUGUCAUUUCAACUGAUGCUGGGAAAGGUAUUGACAUAGCAUUGACAAAAGUCUUCACCAAUGGUGUAGAGCAUAGGGAAUGCAUGAGGCAUCUUUACAAAAAUUUUAAGAAGCGAUAUCGUGGAAAGAUCUUUGAAAAGAACCUCUGGCCAGCUGCAAGAGCUUACAGGAAGGACAUAUUUGACAAUCACUAUAACAUCAUGAAGGCAUCAUCCACAAAAGCAAUGAAAUGGAUUGAGGACAAUCACAAGCACUUAUGGGCAAGAUGUUAUUUCUCUACAGCUAGCAAGUGUGACUAUGUGACCAAUAACAUUGCUGAAGCCUUCAAUAACUGGAUAAAACAUGACAAGUCACUGCCUGUGAUAGAACUGAUGGAUACAAUUAGACAAAAAAUCAUGGAGAAAUUGUAUCAAAGAAGAACUCUAGCCAUGAAGUUGACUAGUAAAGUGCUGCCACACAUAAUAAAGUCUCUCAAUGCAAAGAGUAGAGGACUGGUUGGAUAUUCAAUCCACAAAAGUGUUGGUCACAUGGCAGAGAUCAGUGGUGUUUAUAGGGAUUUGACACCUUGGAGACAUAUUGUUAAUCUGGAACAAAGAACUUGCACAUGUAAGAGAUGGGAGCUCACUGGACUCCCAUGUAAUCAUGCAAUCAGUUUGAUAUGCUCUUAUAGGGGUCUAGAGUUGGAGGAUUAUGUCGACAGCUGCUACUUUGUGUCAAAGUUCAAAUCAGCAUAUGAAGGUUGGAUGGAACCAAUACCAGACAAGAGUAUGUGGCCUCAAGUACAACUAGAAUUCAAGCUGUGGCCUCCAGUACUCAAGAGGGCAGCAGGUAGACCAAGGAGUAGGAGAAUAAAAUCAGUUGCUGAGGGUGGUAGCAAGAAAAGAAAGAGAUGCAAGAGAUGUGGUCAGUUGGGACAUAUGCAAAAAACUUGCAAUGAGACAGUGUAUGACUCAGAUGAUCCACCUCCUGCACAACCAAAACCAAACAGUAACAAAGCCAAGAAGGAGAAAGUAGCAGCCAACACAAGCACACCUAAAAAUAAGAGGACCAAGAAGGAGAAAGUAGCAGCCAGCACAAGCACACCUAAAAAUAAGAGGACCAAGAAGGAGAAAGUAGCAACCAGCACAAGCACACCUAAAAAUAAGAAGACCAAGAAGCAAGUGAACACAAAAGUAGGAGCCAGCCCAAGUACACUAGAGAAGCUGCUAUAUGCACCAUCAACACCAACUAGCCCAUUUGAUCUAAAGUGUAGUCCUGGAGCACUAACUAGGAGCCGAGCUAGGAGAAUUGCAGUGGAGGAGGCUGAGGUGCAUGGAACAAUGGCACUUGCCUAUCUAAUGAAUGCCUGAUGCGUGUGGUUGUUUGUUUGUAAUUUUUAAUGGCAAUUAGAUCCCUAAAUGGACUUGUAAUGGCACUGCAACUUGCAUCACGAACUUGCAUCCAGUCAACGUCUUUUGGCAUGCCAAAUUGAUGUAAUUUGGGACAUGUUGUCUCCUCAAAUAUGUUGACUGGACUUGUAAUGGCACUGCAACUUGCAUCAUGAACUUGCAUCCUUACAAUUAUGAUAUGCUAGUCAAUUAUUGUACA